UGAUGAUGUGAACACGUUUCUCCGUUGACUCAAAACUUCAAGUUUCUAUAAAACCCAGGAGUAUUGACUGUUCGUUACGUCACUACGAAGAAGCGACACCAUGCGGCCGAUCUUGGUUCUCUUCUGCCUUGUGCUGGCGCUUGGGCUCGCAGCUGCCGGGAAUUGCGGCAAACGAUGGAAAUACGAUGCUGAAGCUGAAAAAUGUAUCUGCCGGUCCGGGUAUUUUGGUAAAACCUGUAAAUAUCGAUGCAAAUCCAAUUGGAUGCGUGAUGCAAACAAGUUAAUGGCCAGGUAUGCGUGUCCUAAGUCAUAUGUGCGGAGAAAUUGCAAGAAGACAUGUUCAACAUGCAGUGGAUCCACGUGUAAGGACAGCAAUCCGAGCAUGUGUGAACGCGAAAGGACGAAAAUUGAGUACAUAGCAACAAAGAGACUAUGUCACAUUGCGAAGGAAAACUGCCCGACGAUUUGCCACUAGAAAAAGAAAUGAAGAUAUGUUUUAAGAAUGCACGAAGAUUCAAACACGAGAGCUCGUCGACUACAACUAAAAGUUGCAAUUAUUGUAAUGUCGAUCAUAUUGACACAUUAAAAUAAACAAUCUCAGCAGU
Molecule: messenger RNA, 605 nt
Organism: Gigantopelta aegis
Lineage: Eukaryota; Metazoa; Mollusca; Gastropoda; Neomphalida; Peltospiridae
Product: protein eyes shut homolog
Exons: 5
Coding region: 101-475 (124 amino acids)
Source: RefSeq, a predicted model, not a curated record